UGCAGGGUCCAGGACUCUGUCUGCUAUGUGGAAAGUGCUAGCAGCUACAGACAAUGCGGUGAGGCCAGCACCAGCACAGUGAGGGAAAGGGAUUGCCUCGCCUCAUAGAGACUGCUCUCUCUCCCUCUCUCUCUCUCUAUCGCUCUUUUUUUUUUUUUUUUUUUGGGGGUGGCCGCGGGGGGCUACAGAAUGGGCUCAGGAAAGAAAAUCAAGUUGGCCCUGUGUGAAGUCCUGCAGUUUGCCGGCCUCUGCGUGCCCGUCUUCAUCGUCAUGCAGAGGUUCGCCUCCAUCAUCCACCGAAUCAAGAGCCAGGCGCAGCCCCCCGGCGAUGCCAACACAGCUUACUGGCUGAUCGUGGCCUCCUCUAUUGCCUAUGUGACCUCUGUGGCCCUGCUGGUUUGGGUACCCAUGAAGUACAUGGUCUUCAAAAAGAGGAAGUUCUUCGUAGGGAGGAAGAAGUGGAGGCCAGUGACCCUGGCCUAUGUCAUCCUUUCAACAUUGCCCUGCUUCGCCUUUCUGAUUGCCAGCUCUGAGGUGCAGAUCAGUAACAGCAUGACAUAUGACACGUUCACUGAGCUUCCUGUGUCACUGGUCCUGUUCUCACUGAUCUGCGUUGACAUCAUCGAAAGGAUCCGGCACUGUCGCCUCACUGGACAAGCUAACGAACUUGAGAGAGAUGUCGACAUCCCCUCCUCUGUCUUAACGCACGUGGAGCAAUUGACACCGGUGAUGACUGUAGCGGGCCAGCUGAACACCAACAGGGAGCACAACGGUGCCAACCCCAGGCCCGAGGCCAAUGGCUCCAUGCCGGGUCUUCCGGGCACCCAGGAUAGACGGGGCAUCUCGGGGGUGAGCUCCCACACAGCCAGCACGGCCUACCACCUGUCCCCAUACGCGUACUCUGGGCCUCUCCGGUUCCUGUGCGCUAGCGAUGUGAGGGCCGAGAUCUUCGUGGAGAGCUUCAUCUUCUGGUUCGACACGGUGGAGAUGGUGAGGGUUGCGGGACACCCCUCGGUCUACUACUCCGGGUGGGUGUUUCCCAUAUACAUAUUCAGCUACCUGUCUGUUCUGCGGCUCAUCCUCACGCCCCGGAGCCCCCUGCUCUCCUCCUUAGGGGUGGCCCUGCAAGAUCUCCCCUUCCUCUUUGUUCGGAUCGCCCUGAUCGCCAUUUUCGGCUUUGUGACGCCACUGCUGUACCUGAUGAAAAACCUGCUGGUCUCCUUGGCGUUCAUAUACUUCAACUUCAUGACCAAGCUUAGAAUCUUUAACACGCAGAGGAUGUUCUGAAGAGUGACGGAAGAUUCCAGUUUCUACCCGAAUGAGAAACUGGAAGAGCUCAAGAGAGAGGUUCUCCAAUGAUAAAAGGGAACAUGUUGGCAGAGUGUUCCAGAAGGGAUACAGAGGCAGUGUUGAGGGACUAGAUUUUUUCUCAGUGUCACCUCACGUCCUCAUCGGUACCUCCGUCAUCUCCAGUGUGUGCAUUGGAGGUCAUGUGAUCGCCCCCGUGUGUGUGUGUGUCAGUCAGCACAGUGUGUCUGCCUAUGAACGAGAUAACUGGAAAAAAGUUAUGGAUGCAAUUGUUGAAAUGAUUGCAGAUGGGAAAAAAGCUUUCUGUUUGGUCCAAGUUGUUUUUAUUUCCCCCAAAUCAUAGUACAUGGACAUGGGAAAGUGCCUCUAAUGUCAGUUUCUACUAAUUUUCUAACAGGACAUGGUUUCUCCAUUACCAAAAAAGUGCAGUGAAGGUAUAUGAAUAUAAGUCAAUGUUAUUAUUCAUCCCAGGUUUAUAUUUGCAAAUUAUAUGAAAAUAUAGGUUGGGUUUAGACCACUUGUACAUACUUUGUCUGUAAAAUAAAAUU
Molecule: messenger RNA, 1856 nt
Organism: Anguilla rostrata (American eel)
Lineage: Eukaryota; Metazoa; Chordata; Actinopteri; Anguilliformes; Anguillidae
Product: transmembrane protein 236-like
Exons: 4
Coding region: 190-1287 (365 amino acids)
Source: RefSeq, a predicted model, not a curated record